Scaptodrosophila lebanonensis is the source of this 8864-nucleotide messenger RNA. RefSeq names its product maternal protein tudor (gene tud). The record is from RefSeq and is a predicted model, not a curated record. Lineage: Eukaryota; Metazoa; Arthropoda; Insecta; Diptera; Drosophilidae. The transcript has 10 exons. Bases 434 to 8026 code for a protein of 2530 amino acids.
UCUUUUGGAUGGGAAAGUGAUAUUUAUUUCGAAUUAUACAUUUUUCGCGUUAAUAAAUUGCUUUUUUAAUAUCACUUUGCAUUUUGCAAAGCAUGUAUUUAUGAGGACUAACUGAAAUUCAAGACUGAAACAGCUACAACUACACAGGAACGUGUCGAUUUCUAAUCACACUUGCUGCACUUUCUUCCAUAAAGUAACAGUUUCACUGCAACAAGAAGAGCGCCCGUAGCUCACCUCCGCCAUAAUAAAUUUGUGCCAAAGCGUCGGUGGCGUCUAAUCAUUAGAAGAAAAAUAGAAGAAAAACAUUGUAUCAGCGAACAAAUCCGCUUGAACUAGUUUGUGUUGGCUGGCACUUGCGAAGAAGAAAACACAUCGCAAAAGGGCAGGGCGCAUUUCAAUUUUGCUGUGGACGACGACGACAAGACCAAAAAUCAUGAACGGAAAGCCUAAUUCCGGUUCAUCCAGCUUUGAUUUGCACAUCACACAUUUGAACCACGUUGGCCCAUACUUAAAGAUAUUUGGCCAGGUUAACCGUGAAACGAUUUCUUUGCUUAGUAAACGAAUCGAACAGUUGCUUCCCACAUGUUUUGCAAUUGAACCCAGCUGGUCCUUGGGACGGCAGCAGGCACUUUUGGUGCCCGGCAUAUUUUGUGUGUUUAAACAAAAGUACGGUGGGGCGCCAGGAGAUGCGGAUUAUAUGCGAACACGAUUGGUGAGCGUUUCCAUUGAUGAACAGCUGGACGAUCAAAUACAGAUGCUCGCCGAGAUUGAAUUUCUCGAUUUCGGAUACUGUAAGACUGUAAACAGUCGAGAUCUACUUUUUCCAAAACAACCUCAGCUACUUCAAAACGUUCCAAUUCUGUGCACACAAUACAUAAUGCUCGGUAUUUGUGCCGGUUGGGAAGCAGCUGAUUUUGACAAAGUCAACCAGUUGAUUUUAAAUCAUACAGUUCAUAUCUCAGUUGAGCACGAGAUUUCUGGUCAAAAGUUUGUCAAUGUACAAUGGAAGGAUUUCAACUUGGCAGAGUUUCUAGUGCAACAGAAGCAAAUUGGAGCGCCCAUUACAAACGAACUGAUGUUGGAGCAUUGCAAGAAAAUGUGGAAAGACUCUCCACAGCCAACCAACAAUAACACCCAUUAUAUCAAUAACAACAUGCAAAACAUGAGUAACGCCUCAAAGACGCCAACCGAUUUGGCUCGUGAACAGCUCGCUGCCCGCCGUUCGCUGGCUGCCCGACUGGAGCAGCAGCGCACGUUGCCCGUGUCAAUGCCCAGACAAUUGAAUGCGGCUGCACCGGAACACAUACCGAAGCAGCUGAACGCAAUGCAACUAGCUAGAGAUAAGGCUUUGCCAGCUUCUGUUUCGCUCGCGGAUGUGACAAAUGUAAUUCCUUCCACUGUUCAAGCACGGGCUCUAGCAAACAUACAAAAGCCCACAUACAUGCCAAGUAAUCAAUACACGCGUGCCACCUUCCAGUCAAACGAACCCAUUCUUCAGAUGUCGGUUCACAAUGCAUUCACUCCAAAAACUGUCCAACGUUCGGUAAACAUGUACAGCAAUGUGCGAUUGGGCAAACCUAUGCUGCCACCCUCAAUUCAACCACACUUGCAUUCUCUUAGUCCUGUUCGAUACUCGCCGCCCAGAACUUAUACGCCAACGAUGCCGCCCGUUCUACCCCAAAGUAUAAUUCCAGCGUUUAAAAGCACAAGUCUGACGAUCGGCUGCACAUACGAUGUCUAUGUGAGCUACGUAGAAAACGGCCCUCACAUGUUCUGGGUGCAGCUGAAGAGUGCGACAAAGGAGCUCGAAACCCUAAUGGGACACAUUGAGCGUUCCAAUCUAAACCCAAUGAUGCACAGUCCUGAAGUGGGCAUGGCAUGUAUUGCCCGUUUUGCAGAGGACGGAAAUUGCUAUCGUGCGCUUAUUAGCGCUAUCUUUGGCAACAAAUUUCGCGUUGUUUACGUAGACUACGGAAACUCAGCUAUGGUUGAAUUCAGAGAUCUAUUUCACAUAUCACUUGAGCUUCUGGACAUCAAACCAUUUGCUUUUCGUUUCAAAAUGGCUGGCACCAAAGAGCUGGAGCCAAUUGACGAAAGCAUUAAGCGACUUUUUAGGGAAUCUGCAUUAUAUAGAAACUUUCAUCUUAUAGUGCGUCCAGCAGAAAGUGUUGGAUCUCUUCAGACUUGUUAUCUAAAAGAUCGUGAUGGAAAUAGCAUGCUGGACGUGCUUAAAAAGAUGAAGAACUCCCGCAAGGCAUAUGCAACCGCCGAGCACCUUCAGAAUGAUGAUUCGGUCGAAAUACGUUUCAUUGAUUCACCCAGUAAUUUUUAUGUGCAAAAAGUGUCCAAUAUUGGACAAUUCGACCAGCUCAUGGACGAAAUGUUUUCCUAUUACAAUACCAAUCAGGUGGUUCCUGAGCAGUUUAUCCUUGGCUCUCCAUGCAUUGUAAAGUUUGAGCAAGGAUGGUACCGCGCCGAAAUAUUGCGAGUCGACAGUUCGGCCAUUAUUGUGCGCCAUGUUGAUUUCGGAUAUGAGCAGAGUGUACAGCGACAUCUGAUCAGUAUUAUAGCCGAGAAGCAUCUGAAAAUGGCGCGCCAGGCCAUCAAGUGCUGCCUCAAGGGCUUUGAAAACAGCGAACUGGGUCAGGAAAAUAUUACCGAUCAAUUUGAAAUGCUUGCUGAAGAAUCAAAUAUCAGACGGCGCACUUUCACAGUACGCGUGUUUCGAAUCGAGCCCGAUGGCCUCAAUGUAGUUAACCUGUUGGCAAGAAAUUUGAAUGUGAUGAAGAAACUUUACAAAUUGUCGAUGCCCUUCGAGCAGUAUUUAUCGCUGGAGAAGGGUCAAUUUAAUCCAAUUAAAGCACCAUCUGCUGUAUCUCCGGUAGGAACAGAUGCCUCAGUCGUACCAUUGGAAAAGGCAAACAUUUUGAACUCUACAACUGUGGAAAGUGACGAUCGUAUGCAGUUGAAAAGAACAGCGCGUAAUAAAGAUGCUGGCGAAUGGGACAAACACAGUUCAAGCAGCUCCAGAGACAACCGCGACAAUCGUGAUAUGCGCUCCAAUUCCAAUGACCAACAGCGAAACGCUGGCACUAAGCGGCAGCAACAGCACAAAGUAGAACGUCAUCGGGCUCCGAAAUUGGACUUGAGUUUUGAAACGCAAAGUACGGGCAGCUAUGCCAGCGGUAUGAGCUCGCCACGCAAAAAUCGCCAGACCGGACGUGGUCAGAAUGGAAAACAAAAUGCAAACAUAAACGAUCGUAGCUCGCCACGAAAAGAGCAGCAACAAAAACAAAAUCAGCGUUCACAAAAUGCUCCACAAGGAUUUGCGCAGAAGCCGCUGCGUCAAAAAUCCACUUUGGAUGGAUCAGCAGGCCUGAAGAAAUCCAGCGGUAUCGAUAGUGACGGAGCAUCCAGUACAUCUACAACAUCGAAGUCGCAGAAUCCGGAAUCAUAUCUGCCACUGGAUAAAGCAUUUGUGCUGCAAGACGUUAAAACACCUCAUAAAGAUACCGCAAGCAUUUCCUGGUGGGUCUCACCAUUCCAAUUUUAUGUUGUGUUCAAAACUGCGGCCACCAAGUACGAUAGUCUGCUGAGGGAAAUGAAAGAAUUCUAUCGCCAGAAGCCUAACCAGUCGCUGCAACUGAAAGUGGGCUCCAGUGUGGUGGUGCGUCAUCGCAAAGACGGUGCCAUAUUACGUGGCACGGUACAUGCUUGCAAUCACAUGCUCCGCAAAUAUCGAGUUUUUUGCGUGGACUCUGGAAAUAUAAUCACGGUUACCUCUGAGGAUUUAUGGCAGGUGGAGCAGCGCUUUGCAGAAGCACCCUGCCUGGCCCAUCGUUGUACCUUUAACAGCGUGGUCAGCAACUACGAUCACCUUUAUAUUAUCGAUCGCAUGGAGAAAUUUGUGCCAUCCAAUGCCAAAGUUGAGUGCGAGUUUCUCGAGAAGCACUUAAAAAGUAACACUUUUAUUGUAAACAUAUUUGUUAAUGGAGAUUCGUUGAGAGAUAUGUUGGUUAAAUCACAGUUUUUGACCCAAGUACCCCCUGAGGUGCGUGUCUCUCUGCUGGCAGGUCAGCAAAUACGUGGAAAGUUCAGCUCCAUUCGAGACAUGACAAACUUUAAAAUACAGCUGGAAUGCUGCAAUACCGUCAAUUUCCUAUGCAGUUACGACGAUCCAAAGUUCGUCAAAGCUAACAUGGAUUUGGCAAGGCAUUUUAAGGAGUUUUAUGAGGGAAAAUCGGUCGCUUUUAAUGUGAAGGAUGUGUGUGAAAAUAAUAUCAUACAUUUGCGCCCUAUUAUGCCCCUGUUUAAGGAAGAUCGCAACACAUUCAUUUGCGGAUACCCUAUAAUGACGAAUACGUUCAAAGCUCUUGUCGUGUAUAUCGCAAAACCCUAUCGAGUGUAUGUGCAGCCCAGCGUCAUUGAGUCUGUGAUGAAGGAAAUGUUGGAUAACAUGUACGAUUAUUAUGAAGAGAAUGGCAAACCAUUGUUGAAAAUUGAAAAGGAUCAGUUGUGUGCGGCACGCAGUAAGGAUGAAAAUUGGUACCGUGCUCGCAUUGUGGCUAAGAACGCUAAUGAAAAGGAAAUCGAGGUGUUUUACUUAGAUUACGGCAACACAGAAAAGUUGAGCCGCAGCGACCUUAAAGUUUUGGAAGAAAAGUUUUACGUAGAUAAAAGCAGUUACGGCGUGGAAAUCAACUUACCGAUUGGUCGCACUAAUAACGAGGAAAAUCUAAAGGCCCUGUUAAGCAAGCUUUUGGAUGAACAAGUUGUUACCGUAAAUCCAAUCGAGACACGCCGUAAUCAUAUAAUUGCUGAUUUGAUUUUAAACAAUAAUCAGAGCGUAGUAAAUGCAUUGAAAUCUGAGAAGCUUAUCGCAGGACGGGAUAUUGAUUACAUGCGUAAACAAUUGGAAAAGGAUAGACCACAUAUAUUUGAAUAUAUCGAGACAGUAGACCUUACUAAAGACGAUGAUGAUGAGAACAAAAAGAAGGAAAAGGAGCCAAACACGUCACAACCACCUAAAGCCUCGCCAAAGAAGAAAAAACAAGAGCCAGAAGAGAAACGUAAUAAAUUAGCAGAGAAGCCAAAGCCAGUUGCUGUGGAGCAAAACUUAAAACCCGAGCCCAUGUCCGCUCCUGCAGUUGCAGUUGAAGCGAUUACCAAAGUUUGUACCGAACCUCAGCUGCCAACCAAAUCCCUAACGCCGCCUCCAGCGACCCCAACGCCAGCACCUGAGACUGAAACUGUCGCUCUGCCCGCUACAGCCUCCCCAGAUCCUUAUAAAGACAUGGACACGGUCGUGCUUAGUCACUGUGACAAUCCGGCACAAUUUUUUGUGCAUUAUAUUGAUAAACUCGACACGUUGCAUCGAUUGCAAGAAAACCUGCAGAUUGUAUCGCCUUCGCUGCCGCAACUGAUGAAUGUUGUUGAUGGCGCUGAAUGCAUUUCCCUGUAUUCUGUGGACAAACAGUGGUAUCGUGCCAAGAUAAUUGAUGCUGAAUUAAUGGUCUUAAAGUUUAUAGAUUAUGGCAAUACUGACUGUGUGUCUGAUGCCAGCGAAAUCAAGGAGAGCAUGUGGUCCCAUAUUGAACCAUUUUGUGUGCCUUGCGCACUGCCCAUCUGUCCCAAAACUGCUGACUGGGUGGAUGCGGCCAACAAUAUAUUUAAUGAUUCCUAUAACAAAAUUAUACACUACGAGUAUUUGACACACGGCGAUUACGAGACGCGCAGUUAUGUUAAUAUGUACAUUGAAGGCGUUGAUGUGGCCAAGAAGCUCAUUGCUGAUGGUUAUGCCAAACCUCUGGAAUACGUAAUCAGCGGUUCUACCUGCUACGUCUCACACGUGAACGGUAUCUCUGAUUUUUAUAUACAAUUGGAACGUGAUUGCAAGGCCUUGGAACUAAUCGAGAUGUAUUUGCGAGAUGCAGAACAGCAUUUAAAGCCGUUGGAAAGCUUUGAAAAGUCUCUCAUUGUGGCAGCGCUGUUUGAGGAAGAUGGAUUAUGGUAUCGCGCCGAGCUGUUGAGGCAGCUGCCCGAUAAUCGUUACGAGGUACGCUUCAUCGAUUACGGAAACACAUCUUCCACACCCAAGUGUCUUCUACUCUCCGAAGAGAUUGCUAAUUUGCCAAGUCUCUCCAAAAGAUGUACCCUAGAACUGCCAACCGACUACAUAUCCUGGUCGGAUGAGGCUGAUGCCAAAUUUGCAGAAAUUACUGGCGAGGGCGAGCUUGUAUUCACUACAGAACUAAUUCGGCCUGGCGUUAGUCAUGUAGUCAUACAUUUGCUUUUGGACGAGGACAACAUCAUUGAUAAACUUCUGCCACUAUGCGCACGAAAGAAACCUGAAAAGGAGGUCAAACCCAAACCAAAUGCCUCUUCUGAGACGUCCGCAGAGGAAGCCAAAAACAAGAAUGCAGAAUUAAAGGCCUGCAUCACACACUUGGACAGCCCAAAAUGCGUUUACUUGCAAUUAAGUGACUCUUUUAGUAUUAUUGAAGAAAUUGCUUUGAAACUUAACACAAUGAAGCACCAGGUCUUCCAGGAAGAUAGCCAAAUUGGCGAGCUUUACGUGGCUGAAGAGGGUAAUGAGUUCUAUAGGGUACGACUCUUGGACGUUCCAAGCCCGAAGCAAUAUCGCGUAAAGUUCAUCGAUUAUGGAAAUCAAACUAUGGUUAACACCCUCUACGUACUGCCCGCAGAAAUGGCGCAAAUUAAAGAGCUUGUUGAUGUCUACACGCUCGAGCACUGUGAUGCAUUUGACAAAAAUCCGAACUUGACGCGAGAGGCAUUGGAUGCGCUGGUGGAUGGCUGCAACGGAGAUGUCACUUUGGAGUUUGUGGAUAAAACUGCCAAGCCACCGGUGGUGAAGCUAACGACUAUCGGCAAGAAUGAACUGAACAUCUUCGAUCAGUUACAAAAGCUGCUCGAAGUUGAAGUUCAGUUGAAUUCAGAAAACAGCGGUGAUUCCGAAUGCGUCAUAUCGCACGGCAAUUCGCCAAAAAGCUUCUACGUACAGCUGAAGAAGCACUCGGCUCAAUUGGAUCUAAUUGUCAAGACACUUCAGGGCGUUCAGAGCAACCAGCUAAAAGCUGUGGAGAGUCUUUCUGAGAAUGUUUCUGGUGUCUGCUACUCACAGGAAGAUAAUUGUUACUAUCGAUGCUUGAUCAAGCAAGUUUUGGGCGACAAUAAGGGCUGUGAGGUAUUUUUAACUGACUAUGGCAAUACGAUUAUCACGAAGCAGGUCUAUCAGCUGCUUGACCAGAUUAAGGACAUUUUACCACUGGCACUGCAUUGCAAGCUAAGCGAGAUACCAGCCGGCGUGGAGGAUGCUAAGCUGGAGGAGGCCUUUACAGCGCUGGUGGAGCAACACUUUGGCGAAGUAUAUGAAAUCGUUAAUGAAAUCAAAGACGAGAAGAACACACAACAUGCCGUACAACUACGCAUUGGUUACAAGGACUUGGCUCAGGAGCUGAUUAACCAAGUUGCUGGCAUACAAAAAGCCGUGUUGGCCGAGCUUCACAAUUGCUUUAUCGUCCAGUACAAUGCUCCCACAUCUUUCUAUGUGCAAAUGGAGAAGGAUGUGCCGGCUCUAGAGAAAAUGACGGAUAAGUUGCUUGAUGCCGAGCAGGAUUACGAACCUUUUACCCAGUUGCAGGAGGGCGCCCUCUGCGCCGCUCUAUUUCCUGAAGAUGGGGUGUUUUAUCGCGCCCAGAUCGUCAAGUUGCUCGAUGGUGGGAAGUGCGAGGUACACUUCAUUGAUUUCGGUAAUAAUGCAGUGACGGAUCAGUUCCGCCAGCUCCCAGAGGACAUGAUCGCCCCGGCCCGAGUUGGCAAGCACUGUGAGCUCGAAAGCGCAUCGAUUGCAAAAUGCGAUGUGGCAGACUUGCAGGCGUUCAUCGACUCUCGCUUUUCAGAGACAUUCCAGGUGGAGAUUCUGGCAACGGAGGGCGAUACUCUUGUCGUCCGUUUGUUCUACCAGAGCACAAGCAUUAGCGAGAAACUUCGCCAGCAUGUCAAUUAAAGGCAACUCAUAUCAAUAUGCCGUCCAAUGAUGUGUGUUCUUCCAAGGUAAAAAGAUUUGUAAGUCGAAAAAGAAGGAUGUGAUAGAGUUAGUCAGCGAGAACAUCUUUGUAGAGGCAAAUGGUUUAUUAGCUAAAAGCUAAAACUACGCACUCAAAAACACAUUUAUGCGUGCUUGAUCGAGGCAUCGAUGCACGAAACAUUGUGAUUAGUUUGGCUAAAGCAUCAGUUGUAUUACAUUAUUUACCUAAUUUAGUUAAACGAGUAUGACUUCUUUAAAAAAGAGAACUGAAUUCAAUUUUUUAAAAAAAACUCACGAUAUUAGUAGGCAGCUUCACUGGUUUUUUAUAAAAAAUCAAACGAAUGCAAUAUGAAAAAAAAAAUGAAAAACGGAAUCAAUUUGUAUAUGAAUCAUAUUUAUUUAAAAAAAAACGAAAAUCCCCCAAAAAAAAUCGAAAAAAAAACGAAACAACAAAAAAAGAAUUACAAUGCAUAUGAAAUGUAUGAAUGCGAUAUUUAUUUGCUCAAUCAAAAUGAAAAGCUCGGAGAGAGAGCACUGUAAAAUUUUAAUUUCUUUAACUCACUUAUUUUGUUACAUUAUCACGUUAUUACUUAAUCAACAAAAAAAAAUUAAAAAAAAAAAAACACAAAAAUAAGGCAUAGGGUAUAAUUUAGACAAUUAAAAAUUUUGAUUUCACACAAUAACGUUGGAGAAGAAGCAUACAGAUCAAUCCGUAGGGGAUUCUGAAGCGAAAACCACUAAUCAUAUUUUUCUACUUCAUAUUACUUUUUUAAUGUUGUAAACAAAAUAAAAAGCAAUGUAAACGAAUAAAUAAAAA